AUUGUACCUAGCUGGGUCCUGCUCAAUGAAUUGUGUCUCUUCUCAGAUAAGGUGGCCUGCGUCGUGCCUUCUGAGUGUGUGAAACAGUGUGGCACCGAGGUUGGCUGCACCAACUAUGCCUACCCCACCCUGGUGCUGGAGCUGAUGCCUGAUGGACUGCGAGGCCUGAUGCUGUCAGUCAUGUUGGCUUCUCUUAUGAGCACCUUGACCUCCGUCUUCAACAGUGCCAGCACCCUCUUCACCAUGGACCUCUACACCAAGAUGAGGAAGAAGGCAUCAGAGAAAGAGCUCAUGAUAGCUGGACGGGUAUUUGGCAUUGUUCUAAUCGUCAUCAGCAUCCUGUGGGUCCCUUUUGUACAGGCAUCACAAAAUGGACAGCUAUUUCAUUACAUAGGAUCACUUGCUAGCUACAUUGGGCCUCCAAUUAGUGCUGUCUUCAUGCUUGCCAUCUUCUGUAAAAGAGUCAAUGAACAGGGAGCAUUCUGGGGGCUAAUGGUUGGACUUGUGGUAGGCCUUGCCCGUAUGAUUCCUGAGUUUAUAUAUGGAACAGGCAGCUGCGUGGCUCCCGGUAACUGUCCCAAGAUUAUCUGUGGAGUGCACUAUACAUACUUUGCCAUCAUUCUGUUUUUUGUGUCCAUAGUAGUAAUCCUGGGAGUCUCCUUCCUAACGAAGCCAAUUCCUGAUGUUCACCUAUACCGCCUGUGCUGGAGUCUUUGGAACAACACAGAAGAACGCAUUGACUUAGAUGCAGAAGAGAAACCUCUAGAAGAUGAUAGUGCUCCUGAAGAAG
Messenger RNA from Psammomys obesus (fat sand rat), 790 nucleotides. Its product is annotated as solute carrier family 5 member 4-like. Gene Ontology annotation, biological process: sodium ion transport; transmembrane transport. The annotation marks the transcript as partial. Gene Ontology annotation, molecular function: D-glucose:sodium symporter activity. Gene Ontology annotation, cellular component: plasma membrane. NCBI's taxonomy places the organism in Eukaryota, Metazoa, Chordata, Mammalia, Rodentia, Muridae. The transcript has 5 exons. The record is from RefSeq and is a predicted model, not a curated record.